UUGAGUUCAUUGGAUAUGCCAUCGUAGGCGAACGCUCCGACAUAAAGGGUAUUUUGGUGUCGAAGUGGUGCGCCAAUGGGAAUCUCAUGCAGUACUUAAGAGCACAUCCGGACUCGAGUUUAUGGCAUGGCAAAUGGACUGCACUAUCUUCACAGCCACGAACCUCCGAUCAUUCACGGUGAUCUGAAGCCAGAAAAUGUCUUGAUAAGUGAUCAAGGCGAAGCACAGCUUUGUGAUUUUGGCCUAUCCCGUGCGUUGAAUGAAUUGUCUACUGGUGCUCAGACGACAUCGACUAUGCUUGGGUACACGAUACGGUACUCUUCAUAUGAAGUUAUCAUUGAGGAGAUGAAGACUGUGUUCAGCGAUGUCUAUGCCUUUGGGUGCACAUCUAUACAGGCAAGUGUAUCUUAAUUUCCCGGAACACUGUGGUGAGCGACGCUGGUUCCUCAGGUAUUGUUCGAUAAACACCCUUUCUCCGACAUAAAAAUGACGUCAGGGUGAUUACUGCCAUUGAGGGUCGAAAACCUCC
This is a messenger RNA of Cantharellus anzutake, 529 nucleotides long. RefSeq names its product kinase-like domain-containing protein. Gene Ontology annotation, biological process: protein phosphorylation. Gene Ontology annotation, molecular function: ATP binding; protein kinase activity. The record is from RefSeq and is a predicted model, not a curated record. Lineage: Eukaryota; Fungi; Basidiomycota; Agaricomycetes; Cantharellales; Hydnaceae. The coding region runs from base 127 to 411 and encodes 94 amino acids. The transcript is spliced from 3 exons.